GCUUUCUGGAAUCUACAACUCUCCUGUCUCUGAAGAGGAUGGCAUUGCAAUAAUAAAGUACGCAUAUAGUAGGGGGAUCACAUUCUUUGAUACCUCUGAUAUUUACGGUGUUGUCCAUGCAAAUGAAAUAUUGGUGGGAAAGGUAAUUACAUCAGGACAUGUUUUUUAUUGCAAUUUUGAUAGUCCACCAUGCUUUCUUGGAGCAGAACAAAACUUGGAAUACAUUAAAAAUAAUUCUGCACGUGGAUUUUGACUCCGUAUUGUUUAUAAGCUUGGUCGACUGUUGAAGGGAUUGUGGUGGGAAGGAUGGUACUUUGAAAUGCACUAAAGCAGCUGCCUUGGGAAAAGAUCGAAUUAGCAACAAAAUUUGGUAUUGCCAAAAUUGAACCUACCCAUGUUGUGGUGAAAGGCACCCCUGAAUAUGUUCGCUCCUGUUGCGAGGCAAGCCUGAAACACCUUGGUGUGGACUACAUUACACCGGAUUGACACAUCAGUACCUAUAGAAUGGGGGAACUUAAGAAGUUGGUGGAAGAGGGUAAAAUAAAGUUCAUUGGAUUAUCUGAAGCAAACCCAAACACAAUAAGGAGGGCACAUGCUGUUCAUCCUAUCACUGCUGUACAAAUGGAGUAUUCUCUUUUUACUCGUGACAUUGAGGAAGAAAUAAUCCCAGUUUGCAGGGAACUUGGAAUUGGUAUAGUUCCAUAUGCUCCGACUGCUCGUGGGUUUUUUGGAGGAAAGGCAGCUGUGGAAAGUGUACCUGCAAAUAGUUUCUUGCAAUCACAGGACGAAUCUAGAGCAGAACAAGAUCUUUUAUACUCGAAUAGAAGCAUUAGCUAAAAAGCAUGGAUGCACCCCUAUCCAACUUGCGCUUACUUGGGUUCUUCAUCAAGGGGAUGGCGUGGUACCUAUUCCAGAUUAGCAACUCAUCAAAAUUUUACUUAUUCAGUGUAGAGUAUACUUUUUCUUUUCUUUUUCUUUUCUUUUUCUUUUUUCCUUUUCUCAUUUUUUUUUUUUUUUUUUUUUUUUUUUUUUUUUUUCCUUUUUUUUUUUUUUUUUUUUUUUUUUUUUGGUUGUUGAAAAUCUAUCAAAAAUGAAAAGUGAUUAGAAAAAUAGAAACAUGUCUGAUAUGAAACAUUGACACUGGAAGUGCCUUCCUUUGCAAUUUAAAAGAGGUUUUCCUUUUUAAAUAAGUGCUAGAAACCGGAUUCAGUACAGGAAAGAAAUUUAUUAGUAAGCACUAAAAUCUAAUAUUACUACUAAGCAGAUUGUGGCACUGUUUUCAUCUGCACCUUACUUUGUCCUCUCAGUUAACCACAAUAUGUUGGCUAGUAUAUCCUAUAUGCCAUCUAAUGUUUGUUAUUUACAGGAUCAAAAGGUGUAAUUUUGUAUAGAUGUAAUUCAUAACUUUUAAUUA
Messenger RNA from Camellia sinensis, 1414 nucleotides. The record is from RefSeq and is a predicted model, not a curated record. Lineage: Eukaryota; Viridiplantae; Streptophyta; Magnoliopsida; Ericales; Theaceae.